AUGUCUAAUUAUCAAAGAAAGUCUGUUAAUAAUGUCGGUAAUAAAAAGACUAUGUCUGGAAAAAAUGAAACUAAUUCUGUUUUGAAAGCAAAAUGCAUAAAAAACCGUGGAACAAACCAUGGAGAGAAGCCAAAUCCAUCAAAUCACCAUGUAGCGCCAAUUGAAGAAGCUGAAAUUUGUCGUAAUGAAAGGAAAUACAAAACUCCUCAAAUGAAUACAAUUUUGCGCGAUGUAAAUCAAAUUGAAAAUGUGCAGUCAUUGCGCCCACCUGUAUUAAACAAAGAUAUAGAUUUAACACCACGAUCAAAGGCGGCAAUUGCACCAAAGGUUACUCAAAAGCUGAACUUUAACACAGAUCAAGUAGUAUUUAAAAAUCUUACACCAAUCAACGUUAAUGACUCGAUACUGAUUCAGAAACAAUGCAGCGCAAAUCCUAACAAAUACAAAAAAAUUAACAAAACACCUUCACCAGAUCUUUGCCACUGGCUUGAUCCUCUACCGGCAUUAAAACACACAAUACCUGAGCCAGAAAUUACCUUGGAGUUUUGUGAAAUUGAAAUUGAUCCAUUUGAAUGUUAUCUUCGGUUGUUAAAUUGAUGUUUUAUUUAUAUUAUUGCAGUAACAUAUCCAUUACAUUUUUAUCCAAUAAAAUUCAUAACUACUAAAUGUAGAAUAACGUGAGCAAAUAUAAAAUCGGCAAAACCACGCUCCGGUGAUAUACCUGCAAAUAUCGCUUUAUUUAGCGGAUUUGCCUGAAGUCGCAAACAAACGCCCAGUACGAAGCAGCUUACAGUACUUAUAAAACCGGACAGGAACGAGUUGAAGGGGAAUGUACCGACUAAACAACAAUA
Molecule: messenger RNA, 851 nt
Organism: Zeugodacus cucurbitae (melon fly)
Lineage: Eukaryota; Metazoa; Arthropoda; Insecta; Diptera; Tephritidae
Gene: Rcd4
Product: protein PPP1R35 homolog
Exons: 2
Coding region: 1-597 (198 amino acids)
Source: RefSeq, a predicted model, not a curated record